Messenger RNA from Salvia hispanica, 1848 nucleotides. Its product is annotated as heat shock cognate 70 kDa protein-like. The record is from RefSeq and is a predicted model, not a curated record. NCBI's taxonomy places the organism in Eukaryota, Viridiplantae, Streptophyta, Magnoliopsida, Lamiales, Lamiaceae. Gene Ontology annotation, molecular function: ATP binding; ATP-dependent protein folding chaperone.
AUGGCCGGAAACGGGAAAGGACGGACGAUUGGGAUAGAUUUGGGGACUACUUACUCGUGUGUGGCAGCGUGGAAGCACGACCGCAUUGAGAUUAUACCAAACGAUCAGGGCAACCGCACCACCCUUUCUUAUGUAGCUUUCACCGCCACCGAGCGUCUCAUCGGCGACGCCGCUAAGAACCAAGUCGCAAAUAAUCCCAUCAACACUAUUUACGAUGCAAAAAGGUUGAUUGGUCGUAAUUUCAGUGAUCCGACGGUUCAGAGUGACAUGAUCUGUUGGCCAUUUAAGGUCAUUCCUGUCGAUGCAGACAAGCCAAUGAUUGUGGUAACCUACAAAGGGGAGGAGAAACAGUUUACUGCUGAGGAGAUCUCCUCAAUGGUGCUUACCAAGAUGAAGGAUAUUGCUGAGGUAUAUCUUGGAUCAUCCGUCACCGAUGCAGUCGUGACUGUGCCUGCGUAUUUCAACAACUCUCAGCGUCAGGCCACAAAGGUCGCUGGAGCCAUUGCUGGCCUUGACAUUGUAAGGGUUAUCAAUGAGCCUACUGCUGCUGCCCUUGCUUACGGUCUGGAUAAAGGUGUUACUAGCUCCGUGGCAAAGAAUGUGCUGAUUUUUGACCUUGGUGGGGGCACGUUUGAUGUGUCUGUAGCCACCAUUGAAGGAGAUAGCAUUGAAGUGAAGGCUAUUGCUGGGGAUACUCAUCUUGGAGGCCAGGACAUAGACAACAGGAUGGUGAAUCACUUCAUCAAAGAGUUUAAUAUCAAGAAGGGUAAGGAUAUUAGUGGGAAUCCGAGAUCUAUAAGGAGAUUGAGGAGUGCUUGUGAAAGAGCCAAGAGGGUCCUUUCUUCCACUUUGGAGACCCCAAUUGAGAUUGAAUCGUUGUUUGAGGGGAUUGAUCUGUUUUCGACCAUUAGUCGUGCUAAAUUUGAAGACCUCAACAUGGAUUUAUUCAACAAAUGUAUGGAGCAGGUAGAGAAAUGUGUGAGUGAUGCAAAGAUGGAGAAGAGCAGCGUGGAUGAGGUGGUGCUUGUUGGUGGAUCGAGUAGGAUUCCCAAGGUUCAGCAGAUGUUGCAGGAGUUAUUCGGUGAGAAAGAGGUGUGCAAAACCAUUAAUCCAGAUGAAGCUGUGGCUUAUGGUGCUGCAAUGCUGGCUGCCAAGUUGAGUGGUGAAGGCGAUGUAAAGGUGCAAAAGCUCAUUCUAUUCGAUGUUACUCCGCUGUCCCUUGGUAUUGGACUCAAUGGAGAUGAAAUGAGGGUAAUUAUUCCAAGGAAUACAACUAUCCCAACAAGGAACUCUUGUAAUGAUAUUGUCACAAUGUUUGACAAUCAGACUUGUAUGGACCUUCCGGUGUAUGAGGGUGAAAGAAGCAAGUGUACUGAUAAUAAUCUGCUAGGUGAAUUCUGGCUCGAUGGCAUUCCAGCCGCGCCUAGAGGUGUUGCUAAAAUCAAAGUGUGCUUCGACAUUGAUGAGAAUGGUAUCUUGAAUGUGUCAGCAGAGCACAUAGGGAGUGGAGUAAAGAACAACAUCACCAUAACCAACUACAAGGGCAGGCUGUCUAAUAAAGAAAUCGAGAGGAUGAUUCGGGACGCAAAGAAGUACAAAUUUGAGGAUGACGACUUUAGGAAGAAGGCGUGGGCCAGGGCUGAUUUGGAGAACUAUGCCUACAACACAAGAAACGCCGCUAGAAGUGCUGCCAAGCUCACAGCAGCAGGCAAGAAGAAGAUUGAGGAUGUAUUCGAGAAUUUGACACAGUGGUUGGAGUCUAACAAACAAGCAGAGGUUUAUGAUCUCAAAGACAAGAAGAAGGAGCUCCGGACUAUUUUCAAUCCCAUCAUCGCCAAGAUGAAAUAA